UUUUGUGAUUUGGCAGGGGACAGUGAUACAACAUGAUAAUUUUAUAAUUCUCGACAAUGGCUCUUGAACUUGACCUCUUAAACGAGGAAUACAGUUCAAUCGGAAAUGAUAUUCCAAGUUUACAAUUGUCAAAUAAACUGAGUCGCUCAAUAUGUAGCGAAAAUCUGCCAUCCAGUGUCAAUAAUUGGUCAACAAAACAUGCAGAGUUUCUCAAUAUUUAUUAUGAAAAGGAAUAUGUUAAUGAUCCAUUAGAUGUUAUGGGAAGAAUACCAACACUGCAACCGUUCAGUAGAGAGCAAAAUCAUUUUACAGACAGCUUAAAGUCAUCCUUGCAGUUUAAUGCAUCAUACAAAAACUUUGACGAAACCUACAAUUUUCACACAAUAGAAAAUGGUUUAAAGAAAGAGUUGGUGGAUACCAUUUGUAAACUGAAUAAAAAUCCUGAACAGGAUAGAUUUAUCAAAUUCAAGGUGUCCAGAUUCUUGAAAUGUCUACACAGAUUUAUGAACAAUAUGGAAUCACUACGGAUGAAUUAUGAGGAGUACAAAGGAAACUUUAAACAUCUUCUUGGUAGUUUUGUGGAAAUGUGUGGUCUGGAAGUUUUGGAAUGCUCAGAUACCUGUCAGUCUGUCUGGAGAAAUUUGCAAAGGACGAAGGCAGUAGUAUCAAAACCAGACUUUCGGUUGUACAAAUCAGGACUAGAAGAUUUCUUAUUACUGGAUGAUGAAGUGGUAGUACCUGUUACUGAGGUAAAACAAAGUCAUGAGCCAUUACAAAGUAGAUCAAAAGAAAUGAAUUCAACUACCAACCCAGCAUGUUCAGAUAACCAGGCGAAAUCUCAGAUAGAGUUAGACUUCAAUGAAGACAUCCUAGGUCAACAUGCAGGCACACUUUUGUUGGAUCUAGAUAGAUAUUGCUUGAAGAAAACAGUGUAUAUUGAUGAAGAUUAUGUGAUGAGAAUACCAGGGAUCAUGUUUAAAGGGACACAGGUUUUAUUUACAUUGCUUGAAAUGAAUAGAUCACAUCACAGAAAGCUGAGAUAUAGUGAAGACCUAGAUGAUGAAAAAGACAUGGCUAAAAUUUAUUACUCCAGACCAUUAGACAUCUUGGUGGAAAAAGAUCGAUGUACACUAAUAGAAAGUUUCAUGAGAUUAAACAACAUAUAGUGACACUUGUUUAAAGUAACUGACAAUGUUGACAAUUAAAAACAUUUGGUUAAGACCAUCACAUGUAAACAGGAAGAGGGAAUCUUGGGCAUGUGUGUGUAAUAAAGGUUCAUAGAAUCGUUAUAUUAUGUGAAGGUCAGUUAACUAUAAUCCCUCCAUCGUUAAAGGAAUUAUGGAAUAGAUGGAGAUGCUUCAAUAACUAUUGACAUUUUUUGUUAAUCUCUUUAUGUAGAUGAAACAAAUAUAUGACUUUCUAUAGAUAAA
This is a messenger RNA of Mytilus californianus (California mussel), 1430 nucleotides long. RefSeq lists its product as uncharacterized. The transcript is spliced from 5 exons. The coding region runs from base 57 to 1166 and encodes 369 amino acids. The record is from RefSeq and is a predicted model, not a curated record. NCBI's taxonomy places the organism in Eukaryota, Metazoa, Mollusca, Bivalvia, Mytilida, Mytilidae.